Morchella sextelata is the source of this 870-nucleotide messenger RNA. RefSeq lists its product as uncharacterized. The record is from RefSeq and is a predicted model, not a curated record. Lineage: Eukaryota; Fungi; Ascomycota; Pezizomycetes; Pezizales; Morchellaceae. The transcript has a single exon. Bases 1 to 870 code for a protein of 289 amino acids.
AUGAGUGUUUUCCGAAUCGAACGCUCGAGCGACGAUCACGCCGUCUACAGCGGCUUUGAUGUCGGCGGGCCUCGCAGGACGCCAGUAAUUCAAAAUAUCCACGCCCUCGUCUCCGAAAUCGAACCUAAACUACGCAAGCUGGGGCGGGACAGGAGGCAUGAAGAUUACAAACAGGAUGAGAUCAGAUAUAUCCAGAAGUGGAAUCGAGGGCUGGAAGACGACGACUUUUGUUUCUACUUUCCACACCUCGAAUCCAAUUACGUCCUCAAGACUGGCAACUGUCUUCUCAUAUGGUACCACGAAUCGUUGCGUAAACUGGCUCGGACAGAAAAGUACGUGGAGCAUGACUUCUUCGCGGAAGAGCUGGUGCGUGUGGAGGAACCAAUUGCAUUGAUACUCCAAACCAUCGAAUCGUCUUUCCGCAAGAAGUACGGAAGGUACAAAGGGAAGCAUUUUAGGUUUGAUCUUAGAAUUUAUCUUGACGAUCUCACGGGAAAGCAGACCAACGAAACGGGGUUACGAUUUGUCCAGAUUUACACCUGUCCGGAGAAGAGAAUGGGGGAUAUAUUUAGAACGCUCUGUGGAAACAAGUUGAAGUGGAAUUACAGCCUUUCUCCUAUCAACGGAUUUCCUCCGAUAGGCUCCAUUGCUAUGGAUCGGGAAUGCGAGUUUGAUAAGGUAUGGAUUGAUCGGGGAUUUAUUGAGGGGUUUGGAGCGGCAGCAGGGUACUUUGAAUUGGGGAGCACUUUGUGGUACAACUGGCAUCGGGAUUUUGAGGAGGAUGAGUCGGUCGACAGUACGAAUUGGGUUGCUGUAUUCCAAGAGGAUGUACGCUUGCUGUGCUCUCCGUUCUGGCCUAAUCGUGGUUAA